UCCAUACUUUUGCCUCGGACAGCUGUGGAAGGGAAAGGUUUACGAGCGGGUCCACAUCAGACCAAACUUACCCUCAGAAUGCUGCGGAGACUUACUCUCAUCUUUUCUUCGAUACUAUUCACUCCAUAUUUCGAUGCAGUACAAUCAAUAUAUGUCACAACAAGUCAGCCGUAUGUGACAGUAAACAUCGGCAACAAUGCUACCCUUGACUGCAGUUACAAAACGCGUGUUGGUGACCAGUUCUCCCUUGAAUGGCGAUUUACACCAGGCCCAAAUGAAAAUGUACCAGCAGAGAAGAUUCUUUACUAUACUGAUGGAACAGCGUAUAAACUUGGCCCUCAAGCCAAUAGAAUCAAACUGGUUGAUCAGGAACCGACUAAGGGAGAUGCUUCUAUUAUAAUUUUAAACACCAAGUCAUCAGACACUGGCAGGUAUUCCUGUGACAUCAACAAUCCUCCUGACUUUACUGGACCCACUGAGGCAUUUGUCAAUUUAAUAGUGCAAGUACCACCAUCGAUUCCAAAGUGCAAAGUGAUUGGAAAACCGUACAUCGGAAACAACAUUACAUUGUCCUGCAUCUCAACAGUGGGUCGCCCGACACCCAUGUACAAAUGGUCAGAGGUCCGCUCUGCCACUGCGACAUCUUCACCAAGAAUCAUGGUAAAAGCAGUGGAUUCCAAAAAGGGUACAUUGCUUCUGAGGAAUCUUACAAUGAAGGAUUCAGGAAUCUACAGAUGUGUGUCAUUCAAUGUCCUUGGGGAAAAAUCAUGCCAGCUGGUUCUGUCAGUCACAGUGAACAAUGAGGUUGGAGUGAUUGUUGGAGCUCUGUUUGGCACCCUUGUGGCUCUCCUUCUGAUUGCCGUCGUUGCAUACCACUUAAUUCAUCGCAAGAAGAAGAAGUCCAAGGAUCACCACACGGGACACGAAUUGAGAGAGGAUGCGGUGGCUCCAGGGAAAGAAACAAAUUCCCAUUUAUUGGCGUCUGCACACAAUGAAGGAACCAGGUCAAACAGUAUGAACUCAAAGUACAACAUCGUUGUGUGACCUCUCUCAAACCUCCUGCACCGUACUUCACAAAACUGGUUGAAAUUUUGAAAGAAUAUCUCAUUGCCUUUUUAUAUUUGUUUUGCACCACAAAAUUUCUUCGGAUACAUUGUUGCUCUUGUUAUAAAGCUGUUUUUUUUUGGCUCUGGUUUUGACAAUUGUUCAAGUAUUUUAGAUGUACAUAGCUUAAGGAAUAAAGCCCAGAAAUCACCUAUCAAUGAGCUAAUCUUUUGUUUUGCUUCCUCCAUCCAGGUCUCCUUCUGCACAUGUUAGUUUUAGGAACACAAUUCUCCUCAGGACAUGAAAGUUACCUUCAGCCUUUUGUUGUGAUGCAAGCUGGAGCAUUUUGAAGGAGAAGGCUUGCAUUAUGGUUAGGGUUAGCAAGCAUUUUAUUUACACAGCCUAGCUCUGCAAUGAAAUGUAGCCUACCAAAAAUUCUGGAAGUGGAGCUUACAGCAAGAUCUUGGAGGCAGCGUUCAUCUUUGGGCCCGAGCCCAAAUAUAUGGGAAUAUAUUUGCCAACUUUGCAUGAUCAACUCCAUUCACUUUAAUCAAUGGAGCUGAGUGUGAAAGUGAGGACAAUAGAUAGACAAUUCUCUAGUUCAUGCCGAGAGCUAGCUUCCUGCUCUAUAGGAUAAACCAAUAGCAAAAUCUGCAUUUUCUUUUCCUUUCUCAUCUCCCUUAGCCUUUGUUGGUUACACAAACCUUGAGAAGAGGGAACGUGCUCUGACUAACGUAAAGGGAGGGAAAAAGAGCCGAAUCCUUCAAGUUAGUCCAUUGUUUGUGGGACAGGAGAAAUAGGUACUUCAUCCCGUCAAACUCUGCACUAUACAACUACCAAUUCCUAUCCUGCUUAAGAUCUUCCCUUUCCAUAACACCAUCUGAUCCUCCAGUCAUGCUCUUCACUCUCAUGAUCACUGUAUUGCCCCUUGUGCGUCCCUCAUCAACUCCAUCAGUCUGCCCUGUGAUCUCCACCUCAUCCUUACCUUCCCCCACUUGCCCCUCUGAAAUGUCCUUUUCCAUCUAACAGGUGACCGACCUGUCAAUCAAACUGAUUGUCAGGUGGGAAAUCUGCAAAAUAAAAAUGCUGAACGUGUCUGAUGUUUAAAAAUGGUUUAGGAUCCACAAUUCCUUCUUCCUGUUCAGAGCUGGUGGAUCACAAACAUCAGGACCAAAGUUCACAGCCCUUUUGCUGAGAAAGUCUUGCCACCCACAGAGCCCUCCUGCAUUGUCCACAGAUGGUAUUGGUAACGUUCAGUAUUUUCCAGCUUAUGUACCAUGUGUGCCUGCAUUAAUUUAGGAGGUACGAUCCAUGAAAUGAUUCAUGAAACCUGUGGUUUCAAUGAAUAAAUGCCUCUUGUUCGUAAGCACACAUUCUUCACAGUACUGGGUACAGAUCACUGAAACAGAAUUAACUGAUAUGCUCUUAGUACUUUGUAUG
Molecule: messenger RNA, 2484 nt
Organism: Pristis pectinata (smalltooth sawfish)
Lineage: Eukaryota; Metazoa; Chordata; Chondrichthyes; Rhinopristiformes; Pristidae
Product: V-set and immunoglobulin domain-containing protein 2-like
Exons: 7
Coding region: 79-1044 (321 amino acids)
Source: RefSeq, a predicted model, not a curated record